This is a messenger RNA of Oppia nitens, 1412 nucleotides long. Its product is annotated as methionyl-tRNA formyltransferase, mitochondrial-like. Gene Ontology annotation, molecular function: methionyl-tRNA formyltransferase activity. Lineage: Eukaryota; Metazoa; Arthropoda; Arachnida; Sarcoptiformes; Oppiidae. The record is from RefSeq and is a predicted model, not a curated record. The coding region runs from base 168 to 1412 and encodes 414 amino acids. Gene Ontology annotation, biological process: biosynthetic process; conversion of methionyl-tRNA to N-formyl-methionyl-tRNA. The transcript has 4 exons. Gene Ontology annotation, cellular component: mitochondrion.
AACAUUUAUUCAAUUAUGUUUAUGAUUUAAAUUACAGUAAAGCAAAACACGUGAUUAAAAUAAAUUGUUUACAAAAUUUUUUUAAUUUUUUUCUGGCCAUCAAAUAGUUGUAAUCUAAUGGAUCUAAUGAUGAAUAAGUAGUUGUUUUUUUUGUGUGCCAACCAUUGAUGCGCGCAAUGAUCUACCGUUUAUGCUGUCAAUGUUAUCGCCGAUUGCUGGCCGCCGCCAAUACCGUUACAACCAAUGAUGCCGUUAUCGGCGGCGGCGUCGGCGGUAAAAGUCUACUACUUGUUGAACAUGGCCUCCGACAUCAUCAUCACCACCAGCGCAGUAGUAGUAGUAGUAGUAGUAAUCAACUGUCGGUCCUAUUCUACGGUUCGGAUGACUUUAGUUUGCCAACACUGCGACUAUUGGCCGAUAACUAUCAAUUGGCAGCCGCCGUCGAUGAUGAUGAUGGCGGCGACGGUGGUAGUGGUCAACAACAACAACAGCGACAAGUGAUCCGCCAAUUGGAUGUUGUGUUGAGUUCGCCGAAGAACAUUAUCGCCCGCUAUGCACACGACCGUCAACUCACUUGCCAUGAGUUUCCGUACGAUUUACCGCCGACUGAUGGUGUCUACGAUAUCGGUGUUGUCGCCUCGUUUGGUCAUCUGAUACCCGGACGGGCUAUCAGAUCCUGUCGAUUAGGUAUGCUUAACAUUCACGGUUCACUAUUGCCCCGAUGGCGCGGUGCGGCACCAGUCAACUAUGCCGUACUUAAUGGCGACCAGCGAACCGGUGUUACCAUUAUGAGGAUAGCGCCCAAACGGUUUGACAUCGGCGACAUAGUAGCCCAGGCCGGCUAUCCGGUGCCGCCGAGGAUUACGGCCCGCCAGCUCAAGGCUGAGUUGGCACCGAUUGGCGCCCAAUUGUUAUGGGAAUGUCUGUUAGAUAUUGACAAUAAAUUACUGAAUAGUAGACCGCAAUCAAGUUCUGGCAUUACAUACGCACCCAAAUUUGAUGACUCGUACGGUCUGAUCGAUUGGUCAACAAUGACGGCUACCGAAGUUGACCGUAGAUUUCGGGCAUUCAUCGAUUUCAUUGACAUAUACAGUCACUGGACAGACGGUUCGCGACUUCGGCUCUACGAUUUGGUCGAUCCGGAACUGGUGGCCACAUUUGAUCUGAAGAGGUUGUCCGGGUAUGACGACACUGGUCGUCCCGGACCGGGUUGUAUUUAUUAUCAUAAAAAACGUCGACUAUUAUGUGUGUCCAGUGCCCAGAAUACGUGGUCGGCAUUCGGUUCGGUAGCUGUCAAAGGCCACAAACGUAUGUCUGCUCAUCAGUUUAACAAUGGUUUUAUUAAACGACUAGAAACUAGUGUACCCAUAAUGUUGAGGUCGGAUAUGUCUAGUAGUAGUAGUAGUUUAUAG